GCUGCAGAUGAAGGCGAUGCCUCGAACAAUGAGGUGAACCAAGUUAAUUUCUCAAGGCGUGAGGAACUUUGACCCUUAAUUAUUCACCGACUUGAACCCAGGCCGCUGGUGUGGGCCAACAGCACAUUCAAAAGCCACAUUGUUUCUUCAAGCCUCGACUUUGAGGCACCAACGAAUCAGUUCAUUGUUGAAGAAGCAGAGCAAGGAGUCAGAUUGAUAAACGGGGAACAUCAGGCACAUCACAUAUAAUAUCGUCGAACCUCGCGCUGUGUCGGUGAACAAGCCCAACAGACGUCUUCGAGAUGGGUUGUUAUGAGUGUUGCGUGCGAUGCCUCGGGGGAGUGCCCUAUGCCUCCCUGUUGGCGACCCUGCUGUGUUUCUCUGGCAUCGCCCUGUUCUGUGGCUGUGGGCACCAGGCUCUCACAGAGACCGAGAGGAUCAUAGAAACCUACUUCGCCCGCAACCUGGAAGACUACAUUACCCUAGCAUACCUAAUUCAGUAUUUUCAAUACAUCAUCUACGGCCUGGCUUCCUUCUUCUUCCUCUACUGCAUAAUGCUUUUGGCCGAGGGCUUCUACACCACCAGCGCCAUGAAGCACACCUUCGGCGAGUUCAGGAGCACGGCGUGUGGUCGCUGCCUCAGCUCCACGUUCAUUGCGGUCACGUACAUCCUGGCUGUCCUCUGGCUCCUAGUCUUCGCCUUGUCAGCACUUCCAGUGUACUUCUUCUACAACAUGCAUGCCACCUGCCACACAAUCGAUGACCUGACGGAGACACCGACAAGCAUUAACCAGCUGUGUAUUGAUGCCAGACAGUUUGGAUUGCUACCUUGGAAUGCCAUCCCAGGGAAAGCCUGCGGAAUGACCCUGUCAAACGUGUGCAAAACAAGAGAGUUCUUCCUGACCUACGACCUGUACAUAGCAGCAUUUGCGGGCGCUGGGAUUACACUGCUGGCUCUGCUGACCUAUGUGGUCUCCACCACCUAUAACUUUGCAGUGCUGAGGUACUUGGGAAGAAAAGGCAUAAGUCCACGGUGUUAGGCUGUCCUCCUCUCCUCUGUCCUUCCUAUGAACAAUGCACAUCGAGGCGCACACUGGGGACUCUGGGAACUUCUUCCCAGGCUGGGCUUGUUGCUAAAAAUGGGCUUUUUAAUCAGCAAGUGCACAGCUGUAGAACGUGUUUCAUCAUUGGGUCAGAUGUGUCACCGACUCACCGUAGCACUUUCAUUGGUAGUUCAGGAAAACCGGGAGAAAAAAUAACUUGGACUUUUUAGUUUUAGAUGAAAACCAGGGUUUUUUGUAAAUGUUGUUUUUUGUAAAGAGGACCUAAACCAUAUCUUUUUAAAUUCAUUAUGUUUAACUCCUACUUAUGUUUCAAGUAUUGUUACAUUUUCAAAUGAUAGUCAUAUGUUAGUCACUGCAUCUCUCUCAUGUGCUGAGUUUCUGCUUAGAUUUAUUUUGUCUUUCACAUCCCAAGACUUUGUUAGUUUUGUUAUUACGACAAGCUGUGAUUUAACUUAAAGGAGACUCUUCCCCAAAACAUGUUGAUAUGGAAUAUUGAAAAUUUGCUAGCAAGGCUCUCAAAAACGGCACUGAAAAUGAUGAUUGGUUACUGUGGACACCAUCACCUACAUCUGGUUGCCAUGGCACCAGACAAAAAUAGUACUUGCAGUCUUGCUGUGACCCCAGUGCCUCUUUCUCACAGCCUUUAGUGGGCAGUUGAAAGGUUUUCACAAUAGAGCAGAGCCUUCUCAGACAGAGGACCAAUCAGAGAGGUAUCUACCGCAAACCUGUCACUGCCCCACGCAAGGGGUCAUUUUACAUGUCAGAGGAGAGCCUUUGCACACAAAGAGGGGCUGAAAUGGUUCAGCUGUUUGAAUGGAACCCUUAUGUGACUGGUACAUGGCUCAGCAACAACCCCCUCUUCCCUGGUGGCACAGCAAUAGUCAAAUAGUUGGGGGAGGCAUUGUCUAUGAUGGCAGCCAGAUGUCUUGCAGACUCAGAUGUUUGUAGUGGUUUCCAACCAUGCAUUGGAUUGGGAAAAACAUUUUGCUCUUUCAGUAGAAUGAUGUAUUGUAAUUCUGUACUUAGAUGGUUGUUUUUAGUAUGAAAAGGAGCCUCAAUUUAAAAAAAGGAAUUGUGUAAAGAUGUGCCAAGAUGGUCUGAUGCUUCUGCGAAACUGCAGGUUAUGUGUGUGUGUGUGUGUGUGAACUCCCCCUAGUGCUCGCCAAAUGUCACCUCUUUGUGCAAGUCUAAGAUGUCAUCUGAGUUGAGCUGCAUCGUCUUGCAUCAGUAACUGUCAUGUGAAAAAUUAGUAGUUAUUGUAUAACAUGUCUUUUACCUUAGGCCAGCGUGUCAUUACUCCUUACAGAAAAAUGUAAGUUAUAUUCAGAGUAUUUCGAUGUCCUUUACUAACAAUAUUUGUUGGAAUUAUGGAUAGAGGAUAGGUUUAUUUCGCUUAUACUUUAUCCAUCAGCGCAGGUUACAUUUUCUAACCUGGUGACUGAAAUUGUGACAACGAUUUGAUAAUAAAAAUAAAAAAAUCUGAGAGACUUGUUCA
Clupea harengus (Atlantic herring) is the source of this 2559-nucleotide messenger RNA. It is a transcript of the gene plp1a, whose product is annotated as proteolipid protein 1a. Gene Ontology annotation, molecular function: structural constituent of myelin sheath. The record is from RefSeq and is a predicted model, not a curated record. Gene Ontology annotation, cellular component: myelin sheath; plasma membrane. Gene Ontology annotation, biological process: axon development; central nervous system myelination. NCBI's taxonomy places the organism in Eukaryota, Metazoa, Chordata, Actinopteri, Clupeiformes, Clupeidae.